AUGAAUCUGCUUCUUCCACUUUUAAUUUGCAUCACAGCAAUCAUCUUUGGCUACCCAUCGCUCAAAGAAACACUCCUCAGCUAUACCCCACUGAGCUUAUCCGAGUACUUCAAAGAACCGGCUCAACUAGUGCCAACCUCCAACUCAACCUUCCCACCCCCAAUUCCAAUUAUCGUCAACCCCGUCACAGAGAUGUCCGUUCCACGUGCAAUCCGCCAGGUUUUCCUUGCCAUUGAGCAAUCUGAAGGCGCAGGCGCUCGCGUUCGCCGCUCAAUUGGCACAGCCAAGCUGCGCAACUUCAGUCCCUUCCUCAUGCUCGACCACUUCACUAUCGGUAAAGGUGCCGGAUUCCCAGACCACCCCCACCGCGGCCAGGAGACCAUCACAUAUCUCCUCUCUGGCGGCGUAGACCACGAAGACUUCGCGGGGAACAAGGGCACCAUUGGACCCGGAGAUCUACAGUUCAUGACCGCCGGCAGAGGAAUCAUGCACGCGGAGAUGCCCCACGAGAACGAAGACGGAAGUCCCAACGUGGGCAUGCAAUUGUGGGUGGAUCUGCCCCAAAAAUUGAAGUUCUGCGAGCCGCGCUAUCGCGAUCUGCGCGCGACUGAAAUCCCCGUUGCCAAUGUGGAUGACGGCCGUGUCGAGGUCAAAGUUAUUUCUGGACAGUCGCACGGUGUCGAUUCGGUCAGGGAUCUGGCCUAUACUCCAGUCUGGAUUUUGGAUAUCACCAUUAAGCCUGGUGGUCGGAUUUCGCAGCCUCUUCCGAAGGGGUGGAACUCCUUUGCCUACACCCUGGCUGGCGAGACGGUCUUUGGCUCGAGUGAUUCUACUCGCAUUGUGAAGGAAUUCCACAACGUGGAGUUCCAGCAGGACGGAGAUUUCGUCGAGCUUUCCGUGCCGGACAAUGCGGAGAAGGAUGCGCGCGUUUUCCUGGUUGCGGGCCAGCCGCUGGAUCAGAAGGUCGUGCAGUACGGUCCGUUUGUGCUCAACACCCAGGAGGAAGUUUACCAGGCUAUGCUUGACUACCAGACUGCAUCCAACGGGUUCGAGCGCACGCGCAACUGGCAGAGUGAGAUUGGAAAGCGCAUGGGCUGA
Molecule: messenger RNA, 1098 nt
Organism: Penicillium brevicompactum
Lineage: Eukaryota; Fungi; Ascomycota; Eurotiomycetes; Eurotiales; Aspergillaceae
Product: pirin family protein
Exons: 1
Coding region: 1-1098 (365 amino acids)
Source: RefSeq, a predicted model, not a curated record